Messenger RNA from Pungitius pungitius (ninespine stickleback), 4477 nucleotides. Its product is annotated as sortilin-like. The coding region runs from base 43 to 2547 and encodes 834 amino acids. Lineage: Eukaryota; Metazoa; Chordata; Actinopteri; Perciformes; Gasterosteidae. The transcript is spliced from 20 exons. Gene Ontology annotation, molecular function: protein binding. Gene Ontology annotation, biological process: endocytosis; Golgi to endosome transport; vesicle organization. Gene Ontology annotation, cellular component: membrane; Golgi apparatus. The record is from RefSeq and is a predicted model, not a curated record.
UCUUCCACGAUGGAUGGGCCGUUAUCGAAGAUGCAUUAAGUGAUGAGGGGGAGCCGACUGCUGGGACGGAAAAUCACUUCGCGGAGUCCGAAGUUGGGCAUCCUUCUAGUAAACAUGACGUCCACCUCUUGCAUUUUGGUGCUCGCUCUGUGUUCGUCCGCGCUGUGCACAAACCUCCACGAGGGAGACAACUUGUCAGGUUUGAGGAGGCUGCAGCGGGAGCUUGUCGGUGAUGAGGAGCGACGCAGUUCAGAGAAGUCCGAGCUCUCGGACCGCAGCGCAGGAGUCCGUGAGCAGACAUGUGCAGCCAUGGCGGGAGUGGAUUCAAUCCUGCACAACAACACGCACUCUUUUACCUUCAAAAUGAGGACCAUGGGUUCACUGUCACUGGCCUGGGUGGGAGACGGAUCCGGGGUCCUGCUGGUGUUGACGACGUUCCAGGUGCCGUUGUUCAUGAUGCGCUUCGGCCAGUCCAACCUCUACAGGAGUGAAGACUAUGGGACGACGUUCAAAGACGUGACUCACCUGAUCAACCACACCUUCAUCCAGAGCGAGUUCGGCAUCGCCAUCAGUCCCGACCACUCUGGCAAGGUGAUGCUCACCGGCGACGUGUCCGAAGUCGGGGGGUUCAAACUGUUUCGCUCGCAGGACUUUGGCCUGACCUUUGACCCCACCGACCUGCCGUUUGAGCCUCUCAUUCAGAUGAUGUACAACCCCAGAGACUGCAACGUACUGCUGACGCUCAGUAUCACGUUGGACCUGUGGCUCUCUGAGGACUUUGGUGCCACCUGGAGGAAGAUUCACGACAGUGUUUGUUUGGUCAGAUGGGGUAAAAAAAGCAGCAUCUACUUUACAACGCACUACAAUGGAUCAUGCAGUGAUAAAGGAAUGUUGGAGUUAAAGAAGACGGUGGACUACGGACUAAGUUUUCAGACCAUUGCAACAAGAGUUUACUCUUUUGUGCUCGGAGGACGCUUUGUUUUUGCCUCCAUCAUGACUGGCACGGGUACAGAACGUAUGAUCCACGUGUCAGCAGACGGAGGGGAGGUGUGGAACAUGGCUCAGCUUCCCAAGGUCAAUCAUGAGCAGUUCUACUCCAUCCUGGCAGCCAAUCAGGACAUGAUAUUCAUGCACGUGGACAACCCUGGAGACUCGGGUGUGGGAACCAUCUAUGUAUCUGAUGACAGGGGAGCCGUGUUCUCCAAGUCCCUGGAGCGCCAUCUUUACACGACCACGGGUAGCGACACAGACUUUACGGCCAUUGCUUCACUGCGGGGCGUCUACAUGACCAGCGUGCUCACAGAGGAUCAUGUAAUGGAGACAGUGAUCACCUUUGACCAAGGAGCAAAAUGGCGGCCGGUGCGCAGACCAGAUAACAGCCAGUGUGACACGGAGACCUCCACCAACAGGCCAAAUAGAUGCCGACUUCACAUCCACGCCACCUACAGCACCACCAUGAAGAUGAACGUCCCCAUGCUGCCUCUCUCACAGCCCAGUGCCGUGGGCCUCAUUCUGGCUCAUGGCAGCGUUGGAGACGCAGAGUCAGCUCUCUCCCCGGACGUGUACGUGUCUGACGACGGGGGCUACUCGUGGCUGUGGGCUCUCAGGGGCCCCCACCACUACGCUAUACUGGACUCUGGAGGGCUGCUGGUGGCUGUGGAGCACACCAACUCACCUGUCAACCAGAUCAAGUUUUCAACAGACGAGGGGCAGUGCUGGCAUACGUACAACUUCACCAGCGAGCCGCUUCACUUCAGCGGCAUGGACAGUGAGCCCGGCUCUCGCUCCAUGAACGUCAGCCUGUGGGGCUACAAGAACGACUUCAGCCGAUGGCUGGUGAUCACAAUAGACCUCAGGAAGCUCCUCACCAGAAACUGUACUGAAGGGGACUAUGUCCCGUGGGUGGCUCACUCUACAGACCCCAGGGGGUCUAUUGAUGGCUGUGUGCUGGGCUAUAAAGAGAUCUUCUUACGCCUGAGGAAAGAGUCUGUCUGCUGGAACGGGAGGGAAUAUGCCACCACUAGGAAGCUGUCCAGCUGUACAUGUACAAUGGAUGAUUAUCACUGUGACUUUGGAUAUCACCGGCCAGAGAACAGCUCAGAGUGCGUGGAGCAAGCGGAGAUGAAGGGUCAUCCUCUGGAAUUCUGCUUUAAUGGGACCACCGAACAGCUCCAGACCAGCGGCUACCGGAAGAUUCCAGGAGACCAGUGUGAAGGAGGUUUUCAGCCAGAAAGGAAGGAGACAGACCUGAGGAGGAUGUGCACCAGCAACGCCCUUUAUCCAAACUCUCUGACGGAAAAAAGUUCACCGAACACCGCUGUCAUAGUGAUGGUUGUCAUAGCGAUGCUUCUCACCAGUGCUGUUGCAGGCGUUUGGCUGGUUAAGAAAUAUGUCUGCGGAGGACGGUUCCUUGUGCACAGAUACUCUGUUAUGAGGGAGCACGUCGAGGCUGCUAAAAUAGAGGGAGUUGAUGAUAUUGACCCUCACUACAUGGAGACUGGAAAAGCACAGUACAACGAAGACUCAGAUCAGGACCUCUUAGAAUAAGGGGGACAUUUAUCCACACAAAAGCACUACAUUUAACGCAGUCUUUCAUGGUGCCUGAGCACUCCUGUUGCUCCCACAUGCCGAUUAAAAUCUGCUUCUCACUUCCUGUUAUCCCCUGAUGGCUGGAGGACUCACAUUGCUUCCUUGUACUCUUUGAGUCUCCCACAAAAAGGCGAAAGGCGGUGGUUCGGUGAGGGAGAUGAACCCAGCGCAGCACAGAACAAAGCCUCUGGAAUCCCUGGUGAGCUUUUGUUGCUUCUGUCACAAAGCGUCCUGCAAAAGACUACUGAGUCUGAAUACAUGCUCUGUAUGUUUCCCCCAUGCUGACUUCGGAAGAUAUGGACUCUAAGAGUUAGGCAACAACAUAGAAAAUGAUUAGCAGUAUUUUAUACAGAUAUUGUCUCUGCUGUCAGUCAAGUAGUUUUUGUACUCUGUAAAUUUAAAACUUGUAAAAUACAGUCCUGUUGUGCAGAGCGGCUAUUUGAAAGAAAAAAAAGUGUCCACUUCACUCAGGUGAUUCAAAUUUGGCUCUAACAUUUAAAGACUAGGCUUCCAACUACAAGUUACCUUUAUAUCACAGAUGAUUUAAAACUGAGCACUUUUCAUUUUAACAGCAGCUACUGAGAGCAGCAGUGGCUCAUUUCAUAAUAAUAGUCACUUGUUUAUAUUUUUGCUGCACACAUUACAUACUUUUUUCCUGACGAGGAAGUUUAGAUAUGAACCAUUCAGUAAACCAUUAUGGCUUAUAUAUAUAUAACAGAAACUGCUUUUGUAUUUCACGCCACUUUUAAAAGAAGGUCAAAUGUAAUCAUCCCUAAUAUUUUAUUAAUCAAAAGUUGUUAUUCUUACAUAUGUCAUCAUUUUUGUUUUCAUCUUUUUAUUUAUUAGUUUAAAUGAAAUGUAGAUGAGAAACUCAAAUUUAAUUGAAUUCACAACAUAGAAAUAAGUGUAAAUACUUACUAGAUAGUAAAAGCCAAAUUAGUGACUGCUAGUCCUUACUUAAGUUUUUAGCACCUAUUGAGACUUUUGGAAUACAUUAUAAAAGGGGCCGCCAUUGUUGUGAAGACACAACAAGAGACAAUUGUUUUAUACACUGCAUCUUAUACAAGCAGAAUCUUCUCCCCUGUAUGAAAGACUUGAAUAAUUGCCAAAGCACUUUUGUUGUUUAGUUUUCUUAUUGUUGAGGCGAUAUCUAACCGUAGCCCACCAUUAUAUAGGUAACGCUAACCCAAAACCCUUACUUGAAAUUUCUGAUUUUAUUGUUCAGCCUAACAAGGUUCACCAAUAUAUUGCUGAACCUUUUCAGAAUUAUACUGCUUUUUUCAAAAUACUUGUCUUGAAUAAUUGAAUAAUAUUACAGAUGUUACAAAACAUCCACAAUAAGAUAACUAAUUCGUCAGAUUGAUGCUUCUGGUGGCCAUAACAAGCAUUAACUUCAAGUUAAUUGAGUUACAUUUUAUUUAAGCUGACACGUCACUGUUAUAUAUGAACUGUUGUGAUGAGAUAUUGACUGGCUGUAAUUUCUAUUCUAUGCAAUGUAAGAACUGCAACUUUUGACACGUGCAGGUCUUAUGGCCAUUGCUUGUGUGUUCCAGCAGAGUGAGUAAUAUCCCAGCGAAUAAGCUAUUGUAAUGAACUGGCCUGAUAGAGGCGUAGUUGUCAGCUAUAAGAGUGGAUUCAUAUGCUUGAUGCUUCUUUAUUUACUCAACCGUCAGUAAGAACAAAUACAGCUAUAUACUGGAUUUAAUGAUUUAUUUUUGCACUGUAUCUACAGAUCUGUGAAAACGUUGCAUUUGUGCUUCCUCGUACAUCUAAGUGUUUAGGCCAUGAGCUGUGAUAAUCAUUCCAUCUGUUGUCUUAAUUGUUAGAAUGCUAGAAUUCUAGAAUAUCAGAGAUAAGUUUCUCUGAAUUAAACUAUUCUGUAUCACAA